GUGACGUUCUUUGCUGUUUACAGUUCUGCCGUUUAGCUUCAGCUUAAGUUCUCUCAGGUUCUCUCAAGUUAUCGUAUUUCCACCAUGGGAUGCGACGGUGGAACCAUUCCUAAAAGACACGAACUGGUUAAAGGACCGAAAAAGGUUGAAAAGGUUGAUAAAAACGCAGAACUUGCUGCCAAAUGGAGAUAUUGUGCAUUGAGUCAAGAGAAGCUGAAGCGGCCCAUAGUCGCCUGUGAGCUGGGCAGACUGUAUAAUAAAGAUGCGAUCAUUGAGUACUUGUUGGAUAAAUCAGCGGAGAGACCGAACACCGAGGUUGUUGCACACAUCCGUAGCCUCAAGGACGUGAAGGAGCUGAAUCUGACAGAUAACCCAGCGUGGGAGGGUGAGAGACACAACAUUAAAGGGGACCGUUAUGAAGACAUGCACUGUGCUAUGUUCAUCUGCCCUGUGGUUGGUCUGGAGAUGAACGGAAAACACAAGUUUUUAUACCUGCAGACCUGUGGGUGUGUUUUCUCCGAACGAGCGCUCAAAGAGGUGAAGACUGAAAUCUGCCACAAGGGAAAGCUGACCAGAUCGAAUGGCUUAAACCUUUUUUGUUGUUGUAGUAGUAUCACUUAGAGCAGAACACAGUUG
Molecule: messenger RNA, 636 nt
Organism: Carassius auratus (goldfish)
Lineage: Eukaryota; Metazoa; Chordata; Actinopteri; Cypriniformes; Cyprinidae
Product: protein RTF2 homolog
Exons: 6
Coding region: 85-621 (178 amino acids)
Biological process (GO): mitotic DNA replication termination
Cellular component (GO): nucleus
Source: RefSeq, a predicted model, not a curated record